Tripterygium wilfordii is the source of this 2205-nucleotide messenger RNA. Its product is annotated as aspartyl protease APCB1. Gene Ontology annotation, molecular function: aspartic-type endopeptidase activity. Bases 253 to 1974 code for a protein of 573 amino acids. Gene Ontology annotation, biological process: proteolysis. The transcript has 9 exons. The record is from RefSeq and is a predicted model, not a curated record. NCBI's taxonomy places the organism in Eukaryota, Viridiplantae, Streptophyta, Magnoliopsida, Celastrales, Celastraceae.
CUCCACUUAUCAUUUCCAUGUAACUUCCUGGACCCUUCGUCUUCAACAAUUCUCCUUCAAUUUCCGGCUCUUCAGUUGACUUCUAACAGGAGUGACCGAGUCAUUGAGAGAUCCCCAUGUAGUACAAAGGAACAAGGUACUCUUCUCUAAAGAGACAAAGGGGUUUUCUUUUGAUCUUUUCCUUUUGGUGCAAUCAUUUCCAUAUAUAUAUAUAUAUAUAUAGAAGAGAAGUUUAUAGAUUCUAUAUUAGUGAUGGAGUCUGAUCAGUCACGACAACAAGUUUAUGUUGUAAUCACUCUGCCACCAUCAGAUGAUCCUUCUUUUGGUAAAACCGUCACUAUACAUACAUACAAUGAUGAUUCUGGUUCUGGUUUCCCACAAACUCAACAAACCCAUCAUCAACAAGAACCCAAUACCCCAAAUCAAACACCUUUUCAUCCACCACUAUCAUCAAGCUCUCAAAUCCAGUUAUCACCCAGAAGACUCUUUUUGGGAACCCCUAAAAAGCUAAUGGGUGGGUUUCUGGGUAUUUCUCUUUUGGCUCUCAUGAUCUACAGCUCUUUGUUUCAAAAUGCCUCUCAAGAAUUAAGGGAUUCUAGUGAAGAUGAUGAAAAACCCUUGUCUUUUAUCUUUCCUUUGUACCACAAGAUGGGUAUUGGAGAGAAUUUACAGAAGGAUUUGGAGCUGAAAUUGGGCAGGUUUAUUGAUGUGGAUAAGGAAAAUUUGGUGGCAUCAGUCAAUGAACAAAUUGGAACCCACAAGGGCAAAAAAUUGGUUUCCUCUAAAGCUGCUGCUGCUGGUUCAUCCACUAUUUCUCCUAUUAGUGGCAACGUGUUUCCAGAUGGGUUGUACUUCACUUACAUGCAUGUUGGUAGCCCCCCUAGACCUUAUUUUCUUGAUAUUGAUACUGGAAGUGACUUAACAUGGAUCCAAUGCGAUGCACCUUGCACUAGCUGCGCCAAGGGACCGAAUGCUCUGUACAAGCCGACAAAAAGAAACAUAGUACCUUACAAGGAUGCAUUGUGUCUCCAACUCAAUGAAAAUGGCAGAUAUUGUGGAACUUGCCAACAGUGUGACUAUGAAAUUGAAUAUGCAGAUCAUAGCUCCUCCAUGGGUGUUCUUGCUAGAGAUGAGGUUCAUCUUAAGAUUGCAAACGGAUCAUCGACCAAAUUAGAUGCUGUUUUUGGAUGUGCUUAUGAUCAGCAAGGCCAACUGUUGAACACUCUCUCAAAAACGGAUGGAAUCCUCGGACUUAGCAGGGCCAAAGUUAGCCUACCUUCUCAGUUUGCUAGCCGUGGGAUCAUUAAAAACGUGGUAGGUCAUUGCCUUACAACUGAUGCGGCUGGUGGUGGAUAUAUGUUUUUGGGUGAUGAUUUUGUACCACAGUGGGGUAUGGCUUGGGUCCCUAUGCUUAACAGCCCUAGCAUGGAUCUUUAUCACUCUGAGAUAGUAAAAUUGCAUUAUGGGAAUAGCCUGCUCAGUUUGGGUGGGCAGGACAGCAGAGUAGGGCGAAUAGUGUUUGAUAGUGGCAGUUCUUAUACCUACUUCACAAAACAAGCGUAUUCUGAAUUAGUUGCUUCGCUGAAAGACAUUACAACUCUGGAACUCAUCCAAGAUACAUCGGAUGCAACAUUGCCGAUAUGCUGGCGAGCUAACUUCCCUGUCAGAGCAGUUAAGGACAUUAGUCCGUUCUUCAAAACUUUAUCCUUGCAAAUUGGGAGCAAAUGGUGGAUAAUCUCCAAAAAGUUUCAGAUCCGUCCAGAGGGCUACUUGAUAAUUAGUAAUAGAGGCAAUGUGUGCUUAGGUAUCCUUGAUGGUAGCGAAGUACACGACGGAGCAACAUUUAUACUCGGAGACAUAUCAUUGCGUGGAAAAUUGGUUGUAUACGACAACGAGAACCAGAAAAUCGGAUGGGCACCAUCAGACUGUGCCACGCCCAGAAGAUACGAGAGCCUGCCGUCCGUGGAGGGAUAGACCAUUUUAGAUAUCACGCAGACUGACUUGACUACUAUCCCCCAUGUGUAUGAAGUAUAUGAUAGGGAAGUGUUGAAGCAUAUAUAAAUCUUUUGUAUACAGUAGCAAUAAUUGACUGGUUGCUGGCUCUAUAUGUUGCAAUGAUUUAUCCAUGCCUGAAGAACAUUUAUGUUGUUUCAUACGUUAAAUAUUUUAUAUAUAUAACAUAGAAUAAGAAUGUUAUUUUGACUA